This is a messenger RNA of Papilio machaon (common yellow swallowtail), 1641 nucleotides long. RefSeq names its product suppressor of fused homolog (gene Su(fu)). Gene Ontology annotation, molecular function: transcription factor binding. NCBI's taxonomy places the organism in Eukaryota, Metazoa, Arthropoda, Insecta, Lepidoptera, Papilionidae. The record is from RefSeq and is a predicted model, not a curated record. Bases 108 to 1604 code for a protein of 498 amino acids. The transcript has 12 exons. Gene Ontology annotation, cellular component: cytoplasm; nucleus.
GAGAGAUAUCGUAUCUUGUUUUAUCCUAUUUGUUUACUUUCUAAUAUUACUUUUUUGUUAUGUCGUGUGUAAACUAGUUAACAAUCUUAAUCACAAUUUUUAUUAAAAUGUCUGGUAGUAACACAACUCCACCAACAGGUGUUGUUAGAAGCAGUGCAUUAUCUUUUGUUGCGUCUGCGCAGCCUCAGAUUAAUGAUAAUCCUGUGGAUCCUUCCCUGGUUACGGGCCCUUCACAAACGAGUAAUGAACAGAUGAUGGCAGCAGAAAGGCUAGUGCCAGCGGGUCUUAAGGCUUUAUGUGAUGCUUACUCAAGAUUGUAUCCUGAACAACCUAAUCCAUUACAAGUUACCACUAGAUUAAAAUAUUGGUUAGGAGGUCAAGAUCCACUGGAUUACAUCAGCAUGUACUGGAAUCCUGGCAAACCUGAAGAGAACAUACCACCUCAUUGGCAUUAUGUAAGUUUCGGUCUAUCGGACUUGCAUGGUGACGGGCGUGUGCACCCUGAAGGUGGGUCGGAGUCAGGCUAUGGAUUGGAGCUGACACUGCGAUUGGCGGCCUCUGGGCCCGCGCCACUCUGGCCUGCCGCACUGCUGCAGUCACUCGCUAGAUAUGUCUUUACUACAGGUAACAAGUUCUGUGCGGGCGACCACAUAUCUUGGCACGCGCCGCUGGAUGGUGACUCCGAGUCCCGGGUUCGUCAUCUACUGGUCGCUGAAGACCCUCAGUUACCAGCUAUUGAUACACCACACGGGACUGUGAAGUUUAUACAGAUGGUGGGUUGUACGGGUCGGGAACUGAAGGCAGCACAAAGGGGCUCUGGCUUCGAUGUACUCAAACUUAUAGCCGAAGAUCCAAGAUGUGGCGGGUCUUGGCUGGUGACGCGCGCGCGCAGGGCUUCAGCACGUAAAGUGCGGAGUGCCCGCACCGGUACUGCACCUGCAUUGCUCGCUGGAGUCUCCGCUAGGGUCAAAUGGUUGCCUUAUACAUUGGACUCAGAAGAAUCCACUUCACCACAACUCAGUCCUACAGUGGAACGGCAGAUUAAGGAGACGUUGCAGCGAGGACUGAACUGUAUGGGCUCCGCUGAGAGAACUGUACCUGAAGGUCACAAUAUGUCUACGGAUAGUUUUGAGAUGAGCAGUAUAGAGAGAGCUUUACCACAGAUACCAGAGUUAAUGCAGGGUUCAUGGCGGUGUGAGGAUACGGUUGAGUAUUUGGAGGGUGUGCAUGUUGUGAUGAAUGCGGAGGGUGCCAGUCUGUUGCCUCUCGCUAUACAUGGUCGUAUAUCUCACGGGCGUCACUUCACGUGGCGCUGCGGCCCGCGAGCCAUCACCUUCGUUACGGGCGGAGUCUCCGGAGCCCUGCCCACUGUUACCAGACCAUACGCACAACGAGGACCUUGGCUACAGAUGUUGAUACCACCGGAGUUAGCGCGAGACAUGUCACCCCAGUUAGUACCACUUUCACGACUCGCGGACACCGACUCGGAGUCAGAGGAUGAGGGCGAAGCGCCCGCGCCGCCGCCCUCCCUCCCGCUCACACUGUCAUGGCCGAAAUACAAAUUGAAGAUCACCAUUGUACCUGAUUGUGAAUUUGUUGCGUGACACAAUAAAGAGUUUUAUACCAACGAAUGCAUAAUUA